UAAUUCUAUUUGCAAACCCAAACACGCACAUCCAGCGUCUCGGUCGAUUUUUUUGUCGAUAUAACAGCUCAAAGUCCCGAAAACAGGCAGAAAUUCAUCCAGAAAACACGGAAUAUGCUUUGAAUCUCGAUAUAGAUGGAGUUUAAUACUUUACUAGCGUUAGCCUGGUAGCUUGGACUGCACCACUUGAAUAUCACGAAUAUCACAAGACACACACUGCACCAAAAAUCCACAUGCACCACUUAAAUACGAAUAUUAUUGUCAUAAUCGACGCCUGAUGCUGUUGAGAAGUAAAGGAAGCUGUGGGACGUCAGUGUUUGUUUAGACAGGAACGCUCAGGCAACAUUGCACGACUGAUACUGGAGUUGGAGCAUUUCAGACAUCCACAAUGGAGAAGACAGAGAAGAGGCCUGGAUACUUCGCCAGGCUGAAGAAGAAGCGGCAGCUGAAGCAGAGCCAAUCAGAGAAAGCAGAUGCCGAGCAGAACCAAUCAGAUUUGGAAUCCAAGACUCCAGUCAUCUGUGAGCCCGCUCCCAUUGGUCGAUCUCAGGAGAGGAAUCCGGAAAGAGCGAGAGGCUCAGAUGACUACAGCCGGACCAAGAAAGAGAAAAGCAAACCUCCAGGGACUGUGGAGUUCACGGUCGGACCGAAGGACACUCUGAACAGCAUCGCUCUGAAGUUCAACAUCACCCCGAACGAACUGCUGCAUCUGAACCGUCUCUUCUCUCACAGCGUGGUACCUGGACAGAAACUGUUCGUCCCUGAUGUGGACCAAUCAGAGCGCAGUUCUCAGGUGGACGGCUCCUGUGAGCGUCUCUCAGCGUCAGAGUCCACAGAGAAGGAGAUGAAGGAUCUGUCUGAAGACGAGAGUCCCACCACCGUCAGAUUCAUCAAGAUGAGCUGCAAGUACUUCACUGACGACACGGGCGUCGUGGGAGGAGUGUUGAUUAUAACACCCAAUAACAUCAUGUUUGACCCGCACAAAUCUGACCCGCUGGUGCUGGAGAACGGCUGUGAGGAGUACGGUCUCAUCUGUCCCAUGGAGGAGGUGCUGUCCGUGGCUCUGUAUGACGACGUGUCCCGAAUGAAGCGCAAGGACUCGCUGCCGUCGCCGGGCGAGUGGGAGGAGCUUCCCUCCGAACAAGAUCUGAACCCCUUUAGUCGUUACGAGGCUCUCGGAGCGCCCAACCAACUAAUCGUGUUAGACGAUAUCGAAGCGGCCAUCUCUGAGAUAUCAGAGUGCCAGAUCCCUGACAAAUCUCCGUCGGACGAAGGUUUCACCGAACUGGAGCUCCUGCAGAGCGACUGUAACACCACCUGCUCCGGCCACGAGGGGGCGCCACCACAGGAGCAAAGAAAGACGCCAACAGACCAAUCAGUGAGGUUGUAUCUACCCGAAAAGCUGGACCAACCAGCACUGGUGCAUGAUGGGAAGGAAGCCGUCAUAGAAGUGGACGAGGUGACCAAAACAAGGGGUGAAACGUUAGCAAACAGAGUCUCAGCAAUCGAGGCGAUCGCAAGAGACCAAAAAGAGAUGACCCCAGAGGACUCUGGGAAAUGUAGUUGGCCUGGACCAAAUGUUGAGGAUAGUAAGACGCCAAACUCGGACGUAGAGCUUCCUGAAGCGGAGAUACACAGACGAGCCAGUGAGGCCGAGAUGAAGUCGUGGCUGCUAAAUAGAAUACAGAGACCAAUCGAAGACAUGCUGCUGUCCAACGAAGAAAAGAGCAAAGCUCCGCCCAUGUUCCUCUGCUUUAAGAUGAGGAAACCAAUGAGGAAGUCUUUCGCCACUGGUUGGACGUCUAGCCCCGCCCACUCGUACAUUGGCAGAGGGCGGCAACCAGAAUAUUGGUUUGCUGUGCCUCAAGAGAGAGUGGACCACAUGUACUCGUUCUUCAUCCAAUGGUCUCCAGACAUCUAUGGGAAGGAUACUCAGGAGCAAGGCUUUGUAGUCGUGGAGAAAGACGAGCUCAGCAUUAUCGACAACUUCUUCUUUAGUAACCCGGUUCCUCGCAGCUGGGAGAUCAUCACGAUUAACGAUGCCAAGAGACGCCAGAGCUUCAGUUUCGAGGACGAGGAACUUCUAGAUCUUCUUCCUGUUCUGAUGGACGACAGUGCUCUUCUGGAGGACACGCACAUUGAGAAGUUGUCCACUCGAUUGCCGGCCCGUGUUCAGGGCUAUCCGUGGCGUCUGGUCUACAGUACAUUGGUACACGGAACCAGCCUGAAAACCCUGUACAGGAACAUGAUGACCCUGGACUGCCCUGUGUUGAUGGUCAUCAAAGAUAUGGAGAACCAGAUUUUUGGAGCAUUUUCCACUCACCCUUUCCGAGUGAGUACGUACUGUUAUGGUACAGGAGAGACCUUCCUCUACAGCUUCCGCCCAGAGAUCAAGGUUUACCGCUGGACGGGUGAAAACUCAUACUUUGUGAAAGGAAACACAGAUUCCCUUCAGAUUGGUGGAGGAGGGGGUCGUCUGGGCUUGUGGCUGGACGCUGGCCUUUACCAUGGCUUCUCGUCCAAAUGCGCCACCUUCAACAACCGGCCACUGUCUUCCAAACAUGACUUUACCAUCCAAAACCUGGAGGUGUGGGCCUUUAAAUGAGCGCUGCAUGCUAACGUACCUAUGCGCACCAAGAGACACGCCGAAUCCAAUCCUGCUUGACCACAUGGUUUUAUUUGGUUUCUCCUAGUCUUAGCCUAGUUCCUAGUCCGACUAGAGAGAGAGAGAGAAGUUUGUGGCAGCGAUGCCGCCCAGAGCUAUCCCAGCAUGCAAUAUUCUCUAGAGAUGUUCUCGUUCAAAAUAUAACCAAUAUAUAAAAACAUGUGAACGGUGAGGUCUGUGUAUGAUAUUUUGGAAGCGUUCAAAGCCGAAAACAUAUACAGUGGUCAAAUCUGUUGCUUCGAAGCCAUGUGCACGAAUCGUAUUCUUGGUUUACAUCGUGGCGGUUUGAUGCUUUUAAUUGGUGUAUUUGCGCUAGUAAAUACAAAUAUGUCCUGAACUGGUUUUUAUUGACCAAAGCAUUUUAAGUGCCUUGUUCUCCAAUGUUUUAUAUUACAUUUUAUGGAGUGUGUGUUUUUAUUGGACGUGACGUGAUAAUUGUUUUACUGUUUUGUGAAAAUUUUAGCGACGUUUUCUAGUUAAUUCGAAAGGGAAGCACUUGAUAUUAUGCCAGUAUUACUCGUGUACACUGUGGUAAUCGCAAGCCUGAUUUCGUUAACCGAGUUGUAUCAGUUUCUAGCACAUCAGGUUUACCACUUUACUGUGGGUUUGUGUAUACAAUCAUUGACCGAUGUCACUUCCUGUUACGCGGUAGCACUACUGUAUAAGGAAAGCGUGAAAAGACGCAUGGUGCAUUCUUGCUGUUGGAGGCUUGAUGGGUUGCACAGCUCUGUAAAAGCAUCCACUUAUUCACUACUAGACCCCUUCAGUGGGCAUUAACUAACCCUGUCCAUUCCAAAUCCACAUUACAUGGUCCAUUAGGGGGGAAAAAAAAAGUUUACAAGUGUUUUAAAGUGUCUCUGAUUUUAAACACUGUCCAGUUGUGUGCAGUAACCCGUGAAUGUCAUAUUUAUUGUGUAUUUUUGUGUUUUAAAGUGAACCAAAUAAAUGCAGUAAAUGAA
Molecule: messenger RNA, 3624 nt
Organism: Carassius gibelio (silver crucian carp)
Lineage: Eukaryota; Metazoa; Chordata; Actinopteri; Cypriniformes; Cyprinidae
Product: nuclear receptor coactivator 7
Exons: 16
Coding region: 389-2605 (738 amino acids)
Biological process (GO): regulation of transcription by RNA polymerase II; response to oxidative stress
Cellular component (GO): nucleus
Source: RefSeq, a predicted model, not a curated record